Molecule: messenger RNA, 3431 nt
Organism: Syzygium oleosum
Lineage: Eukaryota; Viridiplantae; Streptophyta; Magnoliopsida; Myrtales; Myrtaceae
Product: TMV resistance protein N-like
Exons: 5
Coding region: 9-3431 (1140 amino acids)
Biological process (GO): signal transduction; defense response
Molecular function (GO): ADP binding
Source: RefSeq, a predicted model, not a curated record
AUCAUCCAAUGGCUUCUUCAUCGAAACCCAAAAGGAUUUACGACGUCUUCUUGAGUUUCAGAGGUGCAGACUUGCGCAACAACUUUCUCAGUCAUCUCUACAAAUCUUUAGAGCAAAAUGGAAUAUACACUUUUGUUGAUAGCGAGGAGCUGAGGAAGGGAGACCAAAUAUCGCCAGUGCUUAUGAAGGCCAUCGAGCAAUCAUGCAUUGCAAUCAUCGUUUUCUCGGAGGAUUAUGCUUCCUCGCGAUGGUGCUUGGAAGAGGUGGCAAAGAUUAUGGAGUGCAAGGAACAAAAGGACCUCACUGUUCUACCAGUUUUUUAUAAAGUGGAUCCAAGAGAAGUGAGAAGGGGGAGAGAGAGUUAUGGGAGAGUUCUAGCUAAGCAUGAGUCCAAGUUCGGAAAGGAUUCGGAGGAAGUGAAGAGAUGGAAGAAAGCUCUUUUCAACGUGGGUAGCUUAUCCGGAUGGCAUUUGAACGAUGGAGAUGAGUCAAAGCUUAUACAAAAAAUUGUGAAGGAGAUCUCUAAUCACCUAGACCGAAAACCUUUGCAUGUUGCUAAGCACCCGGUUGGGAUAGAUUCCCAAGUGAUUAAGUUGAAAUCGACGUUAAAUCUGGAGUCUGAUGAUGGUAUUCUCAUGGCGGGAUUAUGGGGACAGGGAGGUAUAGGGAAGACAAGUUUAGCAAAAGCUCUUUACAAUGCUAUAUUUAGACAAUUUGAGGGUUCAUGUUUUCUGGCAAAUGUUCGAGAAACUUCAAAAGGUAGCACGGGUCUAGUUAAUUUGCAAGAAAUAUUACUAAAAGAUAUAUUAUUACUAAAAAAAAAAUUACAAGUGUCCAACGUCGAUGAAGGUAUUAAUAUAAUACAACACAGACUUGGUUGCAAGAAAGUUCUCCUCAUCCUUGAUGACGUCGAUGACUUGCGCCAAUUAAAUGCUUUAGCAGGAGAAGGCAAGUGGUUUGGUAAUGAGAGUAGGAUCAUUAUUACCACAAGAGAUAAACAUUUGCUAACUUGUCACGGGAUAAAUCAAGAUCAUGUGUAUGAAGUUGAAGCACUAGAUGACAAUCAAGCUCAUGAGCUGCUUUGUAAGCAUGCUUUUCAGAAGCACCAAAUCAAAACAGAUCUAGUGGAUAGUGCUCUGAAUUAUUGUAAAGGCCUCCCUUUAGCGCUUGAGGUGUUGGGUUCCUUAUUAUGUGGUACAUCGGAAGACAUAUGGGAAAGUACACUAAUGAAACUUUCUAGGAUUCCUAACAAAACCAUUAAUAAUGUGCUCAAAAUGAGUUACGAUGGACUAGAUGAAAAUGAGAAAGAGAUCUUUCUCCACAUUGCUUGCUUCUUUAAGGGGCAGGAAAGAGAGUAUACAAACAAGGUUCUCAACAGUUGCGAUCUCCAGACAGCUGUAGGAUUCGAAAUUCUUAUUAAGAGGUCCUUGAUAAGAAUUGAGACCAAAAUCCUAGAAAUGCAUGACUUAAUUCAAUUGAUGGGUAUGGAUAUUGUGAAACAAGAAUGUCGCGAUGAUCCCGGAAGACGCACUAGGCUAUGGCUAUAUGAUGAUGUUGUUGAUGUUUUGUCACGUGACAUGGGAGAUUGUGCUGUAAAAGCCAUAGUGUUGGAGCUACCUGAGCCGACAAACAUGUAUAUUGGUCCUGAUGCUUUUACAAAAAUGAGAAGGUUGAGAUUACUCAUCAUGCACAAUGUGCAUAAUGCUUUCCAAGGUCCUUUAUGUCUUUCUCAUGAGCUUAGAUGGUUUGAAUGGCCUGGAUGUGCUCCCUCCGUUCCAGAAUUUUCCUCUGGUCGAAAUAAAUUAGUGGGAUUUGAUGUGAGCAAAAGCAGCAUCACAGUAGUGCUAAAACAAUUUACGGACUUCCCAAAUAUGAAGUACAUGAAUUUAAGUGAAUGUGAGAUGCUAAUUAGUAUGCCCGACCUCUCAUGUGCUCCAAAUCUCGAGGAAUUGAAUCUCGAGAAUUGCAAAAAUUUGGUAGAAGCACACGAGUCUAUUGCAUAUCAUGACAAUUUACAGGUUUUGACUUUAAAGGGGUGCUCUGAACUUAGCGUUUUCCCAAAUGAGCUCAAGUCGAGAAAUCUUCGAGCUCUCCAUCUUGUAAAUUGCACAAAACUUGGAAGGUUCCCUGAUAUUCCACAAAAAUUAGGCCUAAAAGAGCUUGCUUUACAAGGGACCGCUAUUAGAGAACUUCCUACAUCAAUAGAAAAUCUAGUCUCUUUGGAGAGAAUGAAUGUAGGUGAUUGCAAGAACCUCGUAAGUCUUCCGUCUAGCAUUUACAAGUUACAAAACAUUGAAAAGUUGAUUCUUGAGGGUUGCACAAAAUUAUUCGGGUUUCCAAAGUACGAGGAUUUAGCUGAUCCACACAUGAAGACUGGACUUCCAAAGUUACUCUACUUGAACCUUAGGGGAUGUAAUCUGUCCGAAGUAAAAUUUCUUGAGAAUCUUUCAUGUUUUCCCUUGUUGGAUUGUUUAGUUCUGGCGGAGAACAAAAUUACUAGCCUUCCCACAUCCAUCAAUAAGCGUGAUAGUUUGACCUUUUUGGAAGUUCAAGAUUGCCAUCAAUUACAAGAGAUUCUUGAGCUUCCACCAUUUUUGGAUUUUUUGGGGGCGGUUAAUUGCGAAUCUCUGCAAAAGAUUGGAAAAUUUACUUCAUCUCAUGAUUUUGUCCGAAGAGUGUUUACCAUGGAUCAUAUUUUCUCACGUAACCAGGUUAGAUUCUCUCUCUCUCUCUCUCUCUCUCGUGGUUUCUUUGCCUCGCUCCCUGGAGGAGAUAUGCCAAAGUGGGUCAUCCCUGUUAAAGAGGAUUUCAUAUCUUUCAUGGUUUCAAAGGACUUGUAUGACAAAUUUCUUGGAUUUGCUCUCUGUGCCGUUGUUAAAACUGAUAACGAGACAAAGCAACACUCAGCUAAGAUUACACUUAGUGUUAACGGCAAACGUCGGCUAACCAUCGAAAAUAUUUUCGGAUUGUUGGAUUCGGAUCAUAUCUGGUUUAGCUAUAUACCUUCUAAACCACGGGGAGUAGUCGAUUUUGAUCAAAUUGAGGGGAGUUAUGCACAAUUUCACCUUGCAAUAUCUGGCAAAAUCAUAAAAAAGUUGGGAUUCCGAAUAAUAUGCAAGCAAUUAGAUGACGAUUUAGAGGGUGUGCUUCAAGACAAUCAGCUAAUUGAUCCAGCUUUCCUCUAUGAAGUUAGUCAUGACUCAACAGAUUCAGAAGCUGAGAGUUCACUAGUUCAGACUGAAAUAGAUUUGCAGAAAGACUUGGAAGACUGUCAAAUAAGCACCAAGAAGUAUAGUCAAAUAGCGCCAAAGAGAAAUCAUAAUCCUAUUCUCACUCAAGGCAUACGAACCAAGACUAUGUUGACUUCCAAUUCGGUUGGUGGAGAUGAGUACGGUGGCGUUGUUGGCUUACAGCUUUUGUUGUCAGAAUGA